CAACGGCGACGCCCUUUUCUUCUCGUCCAGUCCCGAGGGCUCGAAUUCCUUUUGAUUUUGAGUAUUUAAUCUCUGUAGUUUUUUAGUGUUUUUGCAUAGUUUUGAUUUGAGGAUUGUUAUCUGGAACGAUGAGGAAGAAGAUGGACACUCGUUUCCCCGCGUCUCGAAUUAAAAAGAUUAUGCAAGCUGAUGAAGAUAUUGGGAAGAUUGCAUUGGCUGUGCCUGUUUUAGUAUCCAAAGCGUUGGAAUUGUUUCUUCAAGACCUUUGUGACCGGACAUAUGAGAUUACUCUUCAGAGAGGAAUGAAGACAAUGAGUGCUUUACACCUAAAGCAAUGUGUCCAAAGUUUCAGUGUCUUUGAUUUCCUGAGGGACAUAAUGAACAAAGUCCCAGACUUGGGUGGUUCUGAUGCUGCUGGUGAUGAUAGAGCUAGCAAGAGAAGGAGAACUGUGGAUGAAGGCAAUGAUAGUGAUGAGGACAUGAAGCUGGCCAGAACUCAAGAUAGCAUAGGGCCCAGCAGUGGAGGCAGAGGUCGAGGAAGAGGGCGAGGAAGAGGCCGUGGUGCUCGUGGCAACCGAGCGGCUGAGAGAGAAAGUGCUCACUUCGAUAAAUGUGAAGAUGACCCAGACACCUCUCCUCAGCGGGAAGAAAGGCAGCACGGCAUCAAAUCUGAAACUAUUCCUGACAACUUUAACGUUACACAACCGGGGGAAACUAAAGGCAUCAAUACAGAAGAUGCUGCAUCAGUCCGGAACUUCGACUUGAAUUUGAAGCUGGAUGAGAAUGGCGACACAACGACAGCCACAAAGCAGGAGGUAAAGGCUCCGGAUGAAUACCUGGGCUGGUCCGAUAACAUGGCUCAGAUUUCUAUUGACCCUGUUCAACUCGCAUUACUGAACGGAAGAUUAGAUGAAGAAGACGAGGACUAUGACAAUGUAGAUGAUUAACUUGGCUCGGCAAGUCGCUGAUUUAUUUGCUAAUAUAGGUGUAGUAGCUUGGUAGGGAUCUCCUCUUCUUGUGAGCCAAUAUCUUCACGUGCUCAGGGAAAAGUUGGAGAUAGGGAAAGGCCUUAAUAAAUGGCCCGUUGUAUAGUCUUGGUUCAGUUGUGCUAACAUAAAUUGCAAAAGUUAAAUUAAACUAAUUUCUGCAAUUUUUUUUUUCAA
Messenger RNA from Dioscorea cayenensis subsp. rotundata (Guinea yam), 1163 nucleotides. RefSeq names its product dr1-associated corepressor-like. Gene Ontology annotation, cellular component: nucleus. Gene Ontology annotation, biological process: regulation of DNA-templated transcription. NCBI's taxonomy places the organism in Eukaryota, Viridiplantae, Streptophyta, Magnoliopsida, Dioscoreales, Dioscoreaceae. Gene Ontology annotation, molecular function: protein heterodimerization activity. The record is from RefSeq and is a predicted model, not a curated record.